Trichoderma harzianum CBS 226.95 is the source of this 1954-nucleotide messenger RNA. RefSeq lists its product as hypothetical. NCBI's taxonomy places the organism in Eukaryota, Fungi, Ascomycota, Sordariomycetes, Hypocreales, Hypocreaceae. The transcript is spliced from 3 exons. The record is from RefSeq and is a predicted model, not a curated record. The coding region runs from base 135 to 1820 and encodes 561 amino acids.
GCGAAAAGGGCGGUUUUCAGUGCCAAGGCUAUCGCCGCCCCCUUCGAUUCAUUAAUUCCACAGGGCGAAGCGCCAAGAGUAAUCUAUUGCCGCAGGGAGGAGGCAGUACUCGUAGCAUCUCAAGGCCACAGGACAUGAAGGGCGGUGCUGACAAUCACAACGUUGGAAAUGCAACCCUAUCCAGACCGACGAUUGACAAUUUGCGCUUCUUUGACACGCCGCCCUCAGGGCUAUUUUCCCAAUCUUGCUUACGUAUUUGGCCAUCUAAUGACAUUGUUUUCACCACUUCAUACGCACAUGUCGCCAUUGCAACCACUGCGGCUGACGACAAUAUCAGCGCCCUUAUCAUCGGUAGCCGUGUCUGGGCCCAACUUCAUGGAGAUGUCGCCAAACACGUCCAAAAAUUCGUUUACAACCUUCUCAUUGCGCAAGGUAUGGGCCUGGGAGUGCUGGAGAGUCACCAAUGGAUCGGUGGCGGCAUGCAGCCCUCGGCGCUUGAACUGUCUGUUGAAGCUGCUGCGCUGGCUCUUCAUGGGCGUCUCACAAAGCAUACAGUCAACUUGCAGCAGGCAAUCGUGGUAUAUCAAUUAGCGCUACGUCAACUCAGGAUUCAACUCUCUUCUACUGAUGGCAACUUCAUGCCGUCACCGACUCUCAACGUAUCACUACUAACGGUUGUCAUGAACAUGGCGCUUUUUGAGUGGAUCACGAAUUCAGCCAGCAAUGGAUGGAAAGAACAUGUUCGCGGUUUGGCCGCAUGGGUAGAAAAAUGUGGCCCCGAAGCCUUUCGACAGGAAGAUAUGAGACUCGCAUUUGAGAGAGCCAGGGCACAUAUUAUGCUGCUUCAUAUGGAAGAAGCCCGGAGAACCUACCUCGAAGACCCCUGCUGGCAAAGUAUUCCUUGGAGUGAGAAUCCGAGUCAAAAAUCCUUUGCCAAUCGCUAUAUCGAUAUUGUUUGUUGUAUCCCAGGCAUCUUGGAAGAUGAAAAGCUGCGCGUUACGAUGCGGCAAGAAUACGCCUCAAGCGACAGAACAUGGCCACAUGAUCUAUACGAAUCACUGAGGCAGCGAGUCGUCCUCCUAUAUCUUAAGCUUCUAAACUUACGUUGGGAGUGGGAGUUGCAGCAUCCCGACUGCUGUUUCGAGGUAUUCCAAGAAUCCAGGAUAGAAAGAGCAGAUGUGUUGUCCGUCAGUGAAGCCACGGGUCAGCCAAUCUUCAAUUCUGUGCUAUUCUUCACAGACUUCCGACGAGCCGUAGAGAUCAACUUCUACCACUCUUGUUUACUCAUUUUGCAUGAUAUUGCAGGCGACUUGGGCAUCAUGGACGAGCUCAAAGAGCACCAGUCAUCACGCUCGUGCUUCUCGUACAAGACAAAUCCUCCGCUAACAUUCCCACACGAAACUGAACCAGAUCGUAACGCUGUACGUGAUAUCUGCCGUAGUGUGGAGUUCCUUCUGCAGCCGACACAUGGGCCAGCGGGCGGCUAUGUUCUCAUGUUCCCUUUGCGCGUCGCACAGAUAUACCAUGAUAUUCGGCUACCAUCACGAGAUUACAGCAAAGAACAAGUGAAUGAUAUAAACACAGAAACAUCUAUGUCAGAUGACUACUACGGGGAUGAGUCGGAUGUUCGCAUUGUAGAGACGCAGUCUGGAAUGAGCGUUGAUCAAUCUGUUGUGGACCAUACAAGUUUUUCCGGCCUCGAGGAGCAAAUCGAGAGGGUGAGAAUGGAUAGCCCACAGAAAGAAAAUACUAUAUUAGAAGCGGAAAACAGCACAGCAACCAAGCUCGAACAACGUGCUAUUGUUUCGGAAUGGAUCUAGAAGGUUAUGCGAUACAUUAACAACGUACAUGGGUUUAGCAUAUCGAAAAGCUAUACUUCUUAGAUCAUGAUGUUUGGACGAAAGAGAAGAAAAGAAUUCAGAUAUCAUUAGCAUUUCAAAAAAGGAACGUUGCA